Messenger RNA from Rosa chinensis, 761 nucleotides. RefSeq names its product 18.1 kDa class I heat shock protein. The coding region runs from base 64 to 528 and encodes 154 amino acids. The transcript has a single exon. The record is from RefSeq and is a predicted model, not a curated record. Gene Ontology annotation, biological process: response to heat; protein complex oligomerization; response to salt stress. Lineage: Eukaryota; Viridiplantae; Streptophyta; Magnoliopsida; Rosales; Rosaceae.
UUCCAUUCAACGUCAAUCAGUGAAGCAAAUACUCAAACUCUGUGAUCGUCCAAUCCAUUCACAAUGUCGCUUAUCCCAAAUUUCCGACGAAACAGUGUCUUCGACCUCGAUCUCUGGGACCCAUUCAGGGAUUUCCAAUUCCCUUCUUCAUCUCUCUCCACAUUCCCUGAAUUUCCUGGCGAGAAUUCGGCUUUCAUCAACACCCGGAUCGACUGGAAGGAGACCCCAGAAGCCCAUGUGUUCAAGGCCGACCUUCCGGGGCUGAAGAAAGAAGAGGUCAAGGUUGAGAUUGAAGAUGACAGGGUGCUGCAGAUCAGCGGAGAGAGGAAGAUAGAGAAGGAGGACAAGAACGACAAGUGGCACCGGGUCGAGAGAAGCAGCGGCAAGUUCUCCAGGAGGUUCAGGCUUCCUGAGAAUGCGAAGGUUGAUGAGGUUAAGGCUGCUAUGGAGAACGGGGUUCUCCGUGUGACUGUUCCGAAGGCAGAGGUGAAGAGGCCUGAUGUCAAAGCCAUUGAAAUUUCUGCGUAAUCCUGCAAUUAAGAUCUAUCUUUCUCGGUUUCGCUCUCUCUCGUCCUAUCAAAAAUGAUUGUUAAUGCGUAUACGUAACUGUGUCAAUCUGUCAUGUAAUAUUAUGGAUUCGGAACUUGUAAUUUGAUAGCAUUUGCCAGUAUGUUUUGCUUUGUGCUAUAUGAAUGUGCUCUGUUUUUCUUUCACACCGAUGAAUCCAAAUAUCAAAUAGCCUGAAAUGGUUGCAAUUAUAA